Messenger RNA from Orbicella faveolata, 3129 nucleotides. RefSeq lists its product as uncharacterized. Lineage: Eukaryota; Metazoa; Cnidaria; Anthozoa; Scleractinia; Merulinidae. The record is from RefSeq and is a predicted model, not a curated record.
ACUCGAAAAGCUUGUAAAUCACGAGCCGUUAGGCGAGUGAUUUACAAGCUUUUCUCAUGUUCUCCCAACAUCCAGCGUUGUUUAUUGCGCCGGCCAGUAAACCCACAGGAAGAGUGGUCUAUUGCUUAAUUAAAACAUAUACAUACAUACUUUAUUACAACUCCCUACAUGAAGUUCUUCAGUUAGAACUACACAACUACAGGGAUACCGUAUUCACUUGAUUAAACGCCGCCCUCGAAUAAACGCUGCAUUUUAAAGCAGAAAUAUUAGCAAACGCCGCCCUUGAAUAAACACGCUGCAUCAUGAUGCGGCGGAAAAGUAGCUAAAAAUAUUUUAUUCCCUUUAAGUUAGAGGGACCUCCAGUAAAAAUGGCCAUUUGACACUAAUUUAUGCAUAUUUAAUUAUCCAUCUUUGGUUUAGUAUUUCUACAACAAGAAAAGCCAUAUGAAAACAAAAUCCGCUGGAUCAUGUUCUAUACCUAUCAGUCUCAAAGCACAGAUAUUCAUUUCAACUGGACAAUUUGAUUUAUGGCAAAUACAUGCAGUAGGCAAAACCAAGUGCACAUUAUUCAUCAUCAUCAUCAUCAUCAUGGCCAUUUUUCUCUAACCAAGAAAAGCGAAGUUGCGACAGAGAUGAACUGCAAUUCUACCUCGUCAUCAGUCCGAGUCACUACGGAGUUACAUGAGAAGCAUGCGCAUGCUUAUCUGGUCAUUGCAGUGUUUGCUAUCGGUUCAGUCGACACGCGUGUUUUCUGCACUGAACAGACUGAGUUUUUUGCUACAAUAACCGAUAUAUACUUUAGCCUACUUUGAAGGUGUAACUCUGAGCAGGUCUUGUGAUACCUAUUUGGCAGGGAUCGGCGUACGUGAGUAGAAUUUUGAACGUUUUCGAUUGCACGUUUUGCCUAACCAUUUUUCCUGCCAGACUCAGCAUUUCACAAUGACGAGCGAAAACGUUGAUAUAGUGCCUGCUCCUGAGGGUCCAACGGGCGCAAAUGCUGACCCACCGGGUCGUGAAGAAAACAUUGAGUCCGCCCUGCACCAAAUUAAUACGAACACGGGCACAAUGACUAAACUUUUGUCGGAGGUGUGCGCACGUCUUCCCACUACUAAUGCGCGCCACGAGCAAAAAUCCUCGAGCCGAAGCCCACCGGGUGCAGACGGCCAACGCCGAAAACGGCGUUCUAUUUCUGUCUCCUUAGAGGACUCUUCUGAAAAUGAUAACUACGAGCCCAGACACAAAUCGAGCAAAGAGGACGACUCACUUAGUGUGUAUGCCACAGAUGAUGACGUGGCACAACUGCUGGCAGAACCAUCGGUUCAAGCCAAAGUCACCGACAAACCGAAUUAUAAUACGAGCGAGGACGAGGUACUAAAAGAUUUCGUAGCCGCCCUGCAAGACGAGGAUAAAAAAGGUCCAAAAGUCCAAGAACAACUGGUCGACAUCGCUAUGAAGAGAUGGGGAAAUAAGCUUACCUCAGAAAAAAUAACUAGUAUUCUGGGAAAACACCCGCAGCCCGAAAAUUGCGGAGACAUGGCUAUUGCAUGGGUAAACCCCGAAAUCUGGGCGCCUUUGAAUGCCGCUAAGAAAAAGUCAGAUUUACGCUUGGCCAACAUGCAGCAGGCUUUGCAAAAGGCUACCUUCGCAAUAGUUACAACUUGCGAUAAGCUUUUGGCGGCAAAAGCCCACAUUGACACAAAAGAAAUGCUAACCGAUAGCAUUGAUGCUAUCGCUUUAGUGGGACAUGUGGUUUCCGAGCUUUCCUCGCUCAGGCGCAAACAGCUUGGGCCAUCGUUAAAGCAAGAAUAUCACACUAUUUGUUCACACAACGUCCCCACUUCAUCAAAACUAUUGUUUGGUGACGAUCUUGCCAAGCAAAUUCGCGACGCUAAGGAGACUAGCCGCAUCGGCCAUACAGUUGGCGUUACGAAGCACGACCACAACAAAAACUACCGGCGCCAUGGCUCUUAUCAAACUAGCCGGUAUGACGAAAGCAGCAAGGGCGGGUCACGACAGCCUUUUUUGGGGAAAGGCUACCGCUCAACUGCGCGAAAAAAACCGUACAACGGCCCGAAGAACGAGACCGAGAAGAAAUAAUGUCCUCACUGGAAAAACUGAAAUUGGCGGUAAGUGAUUUUCCGCGAAUCACUAAUUCAUCUCUUAGAGAGUAUCUACAAUAACGUUGUGAUACCUUUGCGGCCGGAUGCAUCGCACAUUCUUUACCUGCCUGGCGUAAAAUCACAUUAGAUAAUGAAAUUCUUUCCACUGUUGUGGGGAUGAAAAUUGAUUUUAAUGCCACACCCUGUCAAAAAUAUCUUCCCACUUGCACACGGUCCGCCACUGAAAUGACCAUUAUCGAUCUCGAGGUUCAAAAACUCUUGUCAAAACAUGUGAUUGAGCCCACCGGGCAUUGUCACGAAGAAAUUAUUUUCAAUGUAUUCGUAAGGGGGAAGAAAGAUGGCAGCCACAGAAUGAUUCUUAACCUUAAAAACCUCAACCAAUAUGCAAACAAAAUCCACUUUAAGAUGGACACACUCAACACCAUCACUAAACUUGUAGAACAGGAUUGCUUUAUGGCGUCCAUUGAUCUGAAAGACACAUAUUAUUCCAUACCGAUAGCCACAUCGGAUAGGAAAUACUUAAAAUUCUCUUGGAAGGGAAACUUUAUCAGUUUACAUGCUUGCCAGAAGGUCUUUCAUGUAGGCCUAGAAAAUUCACUAAAAAUUUGAAUCCAGCAUUAUCCCACCUACAUUUACGGGGCCAUAUAUCUAGUGGUUAUAUUGACGACUUGUACUUGCAAGGGAAAACGUACAAGGACAGUGUACACAACGAUAUAGACACACUUAUUCAGAUUGAUUCCCUUGGCCUCAUAACACACCCGGAGAAGUCGGUCCUUAACCCGUCCCAACAGCUCGUACUCUUGAGUUUUGUACUUAAUUCGGUCACUAUGACGAUCGUGCUAACUGAGGAAAAGGCCUUGGCUUCUACACACCGCUUCUCCAACCAUACGAGAACUUGCUUGUGUUCUCGGGAAGAUAGUUUCCUCUUUUCCCGGGGUUAGGGACCGUUCAUUUUUUAUGAGGGAGGGGGGGCUGGUGGGAUUUGGGAAGCACCAUUUAAAAAUCGCAU